GGCAUUCUGCUUUAUAGCACAGCCAAAAAGGUUGUACUGCGGAGACUCAAGUCUUUUUCUGACGGCAAUUUUAUAGUCGUUUCUCUGAGUUUCUGUGUUUUGAGAUAUCUUGUUCUGUCAGACACCAGGAAAUUCAGUAAUUUCCAUAUCAAGAGAACGGAGUGGAAUAUUUAGGGUAUUACUUGACCGUGACGGACAAAUGCUUUUCUUUCUUCUGUGAGAUCACCUUUACCUCAGUUUGAAGACUCUUUACACUCAGCUUUUGACAUUGGAUAUUUAAGGAUGCAUUUUGUGAUGGCUGUGAGUCCUUUUGUGUUCAUGACUCUAUUUUUGUCACUGGUUGAAACUAAGUUCUACAGACCAUUUCAGUUCAACCAGUAUAAAGCUGGGCUCAUGCAACACCACGACCAAGGGAAACCCACCAGCAGACACAAAAACCACUGUGCCUAUGUGGUUGAAAAGACAGUAUCCUUCACGGUGCAGGAUGGGGCAGCUCCAUAUGUAAAAGCAGAGUACAACAAGUGUUCCUGGGGUCAAAAAUGUCCAACUCUCCAGUAUCGUCUGAUGUACAAGCCAAUGUACAAGGUGGCGCAUAAAACCGUCACAGAGCUGGAGUGGCGUUGUUGUCCUGGAUACUCUGGUUAUGGCUGCAUGGAGGGACAUCCGGUCUACCAACACCCCAUCAAAAUGAUGCCGCCAUUCAAGGGUCCGCCCAUGAAAGGCCCACAGUUUAAGGGGCCACAGUACAAAGGUCCCAUGUUCAAGGGUCCCAUGUUUAAGGGCCCACCUAUGAACACUGUUGUGAAGGCCAACCCGUGGAGUCAACCCAAAGGACCUCCCACCGGCAGUUUUAACUCUUACCCAAUGCGCCACUUUGGGCCUCCAAGGACCUCCUCCUACCCAGACACCUCCUUUGAGCCUUUUCCGUCUGAGCCAGAGCAAAUGCCAGAGCACCAGGAACCUCAUCACACAGAGCAUGACCAAGAACAUGAGCAUGAACAUGAGCAUGACCAUAGCCAAGGACCUGAGGAACACAUACCAGAGGAAAUCCCACUUCCUCCCUCUGGUGGUGAACAGCCUGAGGGUGAGACCACAGGCCCUGCUCGAGACAGUGAGACAGAGGAGCGAAUAUAUCGAAUGGAGGAGGAUGUGCAACGUCUAAACCAGGGUCUUGAGACCCUGAGGGGAACUGUAAAUGGACUGGAAGAUAGUCUACGAGCUUCACUGAGAGAGGAUGCCAACAGGAUGCUGUCAGCUCUGCUCUCUGCUGCCCCUGGUCCUGUUCCUGCUCCAGCUGUAGCCUCUGCUCUAUCCACUGUAGGGUUUGUAGAGAUUCCUGGGGGAGACCCUGCGACAGAGGGUCUAGAUGGCAGACAUAUUUUUCCAGGCCUUACAGAACUGAAUGGAAGAAUAGAGGAGCUCAGGACAGAGCUGCAAGCCAAGACAGCAGAGCUGCAGGAACUCAAAACAACGGUGAUGGGGCAUGAUGGGGCACUAAAGAAGAUGUCAAACACAGCGGGAGUGGUAUCGGACUCCACUGGCAAUCUUGGGGGAAAUGCCCAGAAAGCUAUGGAGAAGUUGAUGGAUGCCAAGCUGAGUGGAGCCAGGACAGAAAUUCUUGGUGGGUUUGAGAAGCGUGUAGAGAGUGCAGAGGACCGGUGCAAGGAGAAAGCUGGGGAUUUGCGUCGUCAGUGCCAGAGGGAGCAAAGUGUGAGGCAGGAGCAGAUGGAGGACGCUCUGGAGGAAAGCAACACAAACUUGAGAACAGAGUUGAGAAACCUCCAGGUUCAGAUACAUGGUUUAAAGGCUACGGGGAACUGCUCUGAUACAGUUAGUGGACUGACUGAAAGGGUGCAGAUGCUGGAAACAUCAGUGGCAGGCCUCAACCAGUCCCAGGGCCACCUGAGAGUGGAGCUGGGAGGACACAAGGACCACAUAGAGGGAAUACUGGAGGGACGACUGGGGUAUGUAGAGACCAAGCUCAACCUGACUGGGCAGAUUCAAAGCGAUGAACCUGGAAGGCACAGUGGUAUCCAUGGCAGAGCUGAGACAGGACAGGGCAUGGAGGCCAGAAUGGAGAGUAAGCUAAGGGCUCUGGAAGGCCGUUUACUGACGGCGUUGGAGGAGCUGGGUAAUGCCACUGCACCCGCACUGCUGGAGGGUCAUGCUGUUCCCACUCUGGAGACAGAGCUCGAGUCCCUUCGAGGGAGACUUGAGGUGGAUGUGGACAGAGUGCAGAAGCACCUGAGCAGCCUUGAGACUCUCUGCUCCUCUUCUUGUUCCUCACCCCAAAAGCCAUCUGCCAUCCAGGGAGACUCUGCUGCUCCAAGCACUGAGCUGGCAGAGGAACAGAAUGUGAAAGAGGCACUGGACAUCCAGGGUGGCCGUUUGAAUAGCCUCAACGUCACACUACAGAACAUCUUGAGGCGUCUGACCCUCAGGGACCAGCAGAAACAAGCAGAAGGAGAGUACCCCAUCCAGGGAGAGCUCACAAUCCUCAAGUUUAACAUGCGCACAGUCAACCACACCCUCAAAAACCUCCAGGAUUCCCUGGGGACGGUGGUCCAGCAGGUGGAUCAAGCCAACAGCUCCUGGCAUGGGAGAGAGGCUCGUCUGGCCCAGCAGAUAAAGGGUGUGGUGCAGCUGGUUGGACAUCAGGCGUCCAUGCUUGGGGCAGGUGAGCGCAGACUGACCCGCGUUAAAGGUGAGCUGCAGGAGAUGAAGAGGCGGCUAGCUGAGGAGGUCCGGGGCUGCCGGAGCACAGCUAUGGGGGUCCAGAAAGAGGUAACUGAGGUCGGAGGACGUGUUGCCAGUGUGGAGGACCAGUGUAAGGGCCUGAAUUCCUUGGCAGAUGACCUGGAGAGAAUCAGGGAGGAGUUGGAGAGACAAUCGAACGGGCUUCUCACGCAAGUCAACGGGACUCUGUCCAGCCAUGCUCAGCAGCUGUCAGAGCUGAGAGGCGAACUCAGAAACUGCACCUCCCAGGUGGAGCCGACACAACAGAGUUUAGAUCUGAAGCCUGAGCUGGAACGAGGGGACACCUUCACUUUGAAUUAGCUCAGUUUAUACGGACGAUAGAUUUUAAAAAAUGAAUGAAAAAGGGGAAAUACUUUGCAGGUGUACUGGGGGUCCACUAAAACCCUACCUUAUUAUUUGCAUUGUAAGACACAAAGGUUUUGAAUCUGCACUGAAAUACAGAUGGUUACAGUACAAAAUAAAAACAAAAAUGGCAGCUAAAACUGCACUAAUAAAGCAGUAUCUUGAAACUGAAUCACAAAGGUGCUUAAAUUAACUCCUUGUUGUAAUGGACCAUUAGUUAAAGCCGAAAGAUAAACAGCUGCACGUUUAAAUGUACUGUUCCUGCAAAGCUUACAGAUUAUUGUAUUGUUUAACAAUGUUUACAUGUUUAAGUUUUUGUACUGAUUUUUCUUAUGUCUAGACUAGAAAUAUCCAAGAUGUUAUGUUUUUAUAUGAUUUCAAUUUGUGAGCAUGUGUUCCUAUUCUGAUUGUAA
Messenger RNA from Epinephelus lanceolatus (giant grouper), 3512 nucleotides. It is a transcript of the gene emilin3a, whose product is annotated as elastin microfibril interfacer 3a. Gene Ontology annotation, molecular function: protein binding. Lineage: Eukaryota; Metazoa; Chordata; Actinopteri; Perciformes; Serranidae. The record is from RefSeq and is a predicted model, not a curated record. Gene Ontology annotation, cellular component: extracellular matrix.